Molecule: messenger RNA, 1110 nt
Organism: Cajanus cajan (pigeon pea)
Lineage: Eukaryota; Viridiplantae; Streptophyta; Magnoliopsida; Fabales; Fabaceae
Source: RefSeq, a predicted model, not a curated record
UCACUGUCUGAUAUCAACAAAGAAACAAAAAUAACGAUACAUAAUGCUGAAUCAGGAAAAAAUAUAUUAAAAAAAAUACUUUGCUAUAAAAAGGUACUUCUUGUAUUGGAUGAUGUGAAUGAAUUGGACCAACUAAAUGCUUUAUGUGGAAGUUACAAAUGGUUUGGUCCAGGUAGUAGAAUAAUCAUUACCACUAGAGAUCAAGAUAUACUCAGAGGGAGAGUUGACAUAGUAUAUACAAUGAAAGGCAUGGAUGAAGGUGAAUCCAUUGAGCUUUUUAGUUGGCACGCAUUCAAGCAAGCAAGUCCUAAAGAAAAUUUUACCCAACUUUCUAGAAAUGUAAUUACGUAUUCCGGGGGAUUGCCACUAGCCCUUGAAGUGCUUGGGUGUUAUUUGUUUGAUAUGAAGGUAGCAGAGUGGGAGAAUGUAUUGGAGAAACUUAAGAGAAUUCCUAAUCAUCAAGUACAAAAGAAGUUAAAAAUAAGCUAUGAUGGUUUAAAUGAUGAUACUGAGAGAGAUAUAUUCCUCGAUAUAGCUUGUUUCUUUAUUGGCAUGGAUCGGAAUGAUGUUAUACAUAUAUUAAAUGGUUGUGGGCUUUUCGCAGAAAAUGGAAUACGUGUCCUUGUAGAGCGAAGCCUUGUAACAAUUGAUAAUAAAAACAAGCUUCGAAUGCAUGAUUUGAUAAGGGACAUGGGAAGGGAAAUCGUUCGUGCAAAUUCACUAAAGGUUCUUGAGAAGCGUAGCAGGUUAUGGUUUCAUGAGGAUGCGCUUGAUGUAUUAGCAAAAGAAACGGGAACAGAAGCUAUUGAGGGACUGGCUUUGAGGUUAUCAAUAAAUAAUGCAACAUGUUUGAGCACUAAAGCUUUUAAAAACAUGGAGAAACUUAGGUUGCUUCAACUUGCUGGUGUAAGACUUGAUGGAGAUUUUAAAUAUCUUUCCAAAGAUCUUAGAUGGCUGUGUUGGCAUGGAUUUCCUUUAAAAUACAUACCAACAAACUUUUAUCAAAGAAAUCUUAUUUCAAUUGAGUUACAAAACAGUAAUGUUCAACUUGUGUGGAAAGAAGCUCAGGUAGACGGUGUUCCAUAUAUCCUUGCCCCUUGGAGCAACUGA